This is a messenger RNA of Letharia lupina, 693 nucleotides long. RefSeq lists its product as uncharacterized. Lineage: Eukaryota; Fungi; Ascomycota; Lecanoromycetes; Lecanorales; Parmeliaceae. The coding region runs from base 1 to 693 and encodes 230 amino acids. The record is from RefSeq and is a predicted model, not a curated record. The transcript has a single exon.
AUGUCAAUAACGCCUCCCACCACCCCACCUAGACGAGCAUGCAAUUCAGCAAUUUACACACCAUCUCCCGGCACAAAGGCCCCGUCAAGACCCUUUUCCCCAACUCCAACCAGUGUGGAUGUGACAUACCAGAUCGUCCGCAUCAAACCCAGCAACACAGACUGGCUUACUCCAAAGCCCUCAGACCUCAUCCAGAUCAUAGGUCCGGUGUCUGGGGGCAACACCCCCAAAGCCGAUGAUGAAGACGCAGCAGCAGCAGAAGAUGGUUUUGUGAUUCCGUGUGCAGCCCGCCUCAACUGGGACGGCAAAUCGAUCCAUCUGGAAUGUCUAUAUUACCCAUCCGCCUCCAUUUUUACGGGUUUUGGAGAGUGCGCAGAUGAGACAGCGGAUGCGGCCGAUGAGGCGGAGCGCGUGCAGAGUGUGAGUGUUACGAUGCAGGAUGCGAUCUCCAGAGAGGACGAGACGGGAGGCGAGAUGGUAGAAGAUGAGAAUGUGAGAGAUGAUGAUGGGAAUCCGUUCAUGGUCUUGCAUGUCAAUAGGGGGCUUGCUGGAUCGGCGAGGCUGUAUUGUAAGAAAGUCAUGCAUAGUCAGAACAGUCUGACGGACGGAGUUGGUGAAAUUUUGGGUCUGGAUAAGAGUGACGAAAAGAUGGACAACAGGUGGAUGUUGCAGGACGAAGAAACCAGAAGAUGA